Messenger RNA from Plectropomus leopardus (leopard coralgrouper), 663 nucleotides. RefSeq names its product nucleoredoxin like 1 (gene nxnl1). Gene Ontology annotation, biological process: photoreceptor cell maintenance. Gene Ontology annotation, cellular component: mitochondrion. The record is from RefSeq and is a predicted model, not a curated record. Lineage: Eukaryota; Metazoa; Chordata; Actinopteri; Perciformes; Serranidae.
AUGGUGGACCUGUUUGUUGAUCGGGUCCUGGUGAAGAACAACAAAGACCAGGAUGAGCUGGACACUCAGCGAGAGAUAGUUAUGCGUCUGCAGAAUCGCAUCCUGAUGCUCUUCUUUGCAUCUGCUGCUUGUGAGAGCUGCCAGCAGUUUGCUCCCACGCUCGCCGACUUCUUUAAAAGAUUGACAGAUGAAUUUUAUGUGGACCGCGCUGCUCAGCUUGUUCUGCUGUACAUCAGUUUGGACCAGUCAGAGGAACAGCAAGAAAGCUUCCUCAAAGAGCUGCCCAAGAAGUGCCUGUUCCUGGCCUACGAGGACCCCUACAGGAGGGAGCUGGAGGCCAUGUUUAAUGUGGAGGAGCUGCCCACAGUGGUGGUGCUGCGUCCCGACUGCUCCAUCCUCAUCCCUAAUGCAGUGCAGGAAAUACUCUGCCUCGGCCCGGGCUGCUACCGCAACUGGCAGGAAGCAGCAGAGCUCAUCGACAGGAACUUUAUGAUCAGCGAGGACUUUGAGGGGAAGUCCAUGCGUAGCUUUAGUGACCCUGUGAGAAGACUGAAGUACAAGGUGGAGGAUGAGAAAAAGAAAAAGAAGAAGAAGAAGGGCAGGGGGUGGGGUGCAGGUGAGGAGGAAGAUGCGGGAGGGGAUGGAGGAGGGCCGUCAUGGUGA